Molecule: messenger RNA, 941 nt
Organism: Eucalyptus grandis
Lineage: Eukaryota; Viridiplantae; Streptophyta; Magnoliopsida; Myrtales; Myrtaceae
Product: NAD(P)H-quinone oxidoreductase subunit S, chloroplastic
Exons: 1
Coding region: 71-820 (249 amino acids)
Biological process (GO): photosynthetic electron transport chain
Source: RefSeq, a predicted model, not a curated record
AGGCACGCUCUUGUGGCCAGGAUUUAAAAGGGACAAAGCUUUCGCCUAUCUCUGUCCUGUUUUAUCAACAAUGGCUUCCACCCUCCCCAACCUCCACCCUCCUCCUUGCCUCCAGUCCGCAUUCCUCGGCCGCGGUGUCACCCGCCUCCACAAGCCGUCGGUCGCAUUCUCAAGGCAUGGCCCGUCGGCGAUCCCUUCAAGGCCGUGCGCGAAGUUCGACCUCUCUGAGAUACUCGGUGGGCGAGGCCUUUGCAAUGGCGAGAAGGGCAUCGAGCAGGAGCUCAAGCGGACCGUCGGAGAACCGUCCCCGUCGUCUGAUGUUGAAAAGCCUGCAGAAGCCGAAGAGCCGUCCCUGGCUUUGAGCAGUGGAAAGCCCGCCGGAGAUGCGGUGGCAUCGGCGGCAGAAACCGUCCCUGAAGACGCUUUCGACAAGGAACUCAUGGGGUUGACUGGAGGAUUCCCUGGCGGCGAGAAGGGACUGCAGUCUUUCAUCGAGAAGAAUCCGCCGCCGCCGAAGAAACCAGCUGAGAAGGCGAGCGCAGCAGCAGUGCCAAGCUUGAAGAAGCCCAAGGCACCGGAGCUGCCGAUUCUGAUGCCCGGAAUGAUCGCACUCGUGAAGAACCCGAACAACCCGUAUUACAUGUACUGCGGGAUCGUGCAGAGGAUCACCGAUGGAAAAGCCGGGGUGCUGUUCGAAGGAGGGAAUUGGGAUCGGUUGAUAACUUUCAAUUUGGACGAGCUCGAGAGGAGAGAGAAAGGACCUCCCAUGAAGAAUCCUAGGUCUGUGAUCAUUGAGAAUCUCCUUAAAAAUGAACCUUGAAUUCAAGUCCUUUUAACAUCUCCACUUGAGUACGUAUUGUAUGUAUACUACUGAGAAUCUGAUGUAGUUCUUCGCUGUUCAAACUUGGAAAUAUAUAUUCAUCUCCGACCGUUCGCAAACA